AUACAGUAUAAAGUUCGCUUAGCGUUCAAGCUCUCGCUGCUUGCUUGGUCGAGAAGGAAGAAGGCCGGCGACGACUUUUUCUGGAUGCUAAUUAUAAAUAUUUACAUACAUGCAUAAUGGAUGGUGCUGAAGUAGGCCAUAUGCUCAUGCAAUUCUAUGAAAGAAUCUAUGGAAGUUUCAUGCGCUUUGAGAAAGAAUAUGGAUAUCAGGGCAUUAUUGGUGCAGUUAUUAUUUCUGUUAUUCUACCUUUGAUAUUUUCCACGGUAAUCAUGGGUAGAAAGAAGGUUAAGCAAAGAGCAGUCCCCGUAGAUGUUGGAGGUGAGCCAGGUUUGACUAUGAGGAAUAGUAGAUUUCCUUCGCUAGUUAAGGUUCCUUGGGAUGGUGCCACAACAAUGGCAGCAUUGUUUGAGCAGUCUUGCAGAAAGAAUGCCCAGGAGCGGUUUCUUGGAACAAGAAAGGUGAUUUCGCGGGAGUUUGUUGAAGCUGGUGGCGGUAGGAAAUUUGAGAAGCUACAUCUGGGGAAGUAUGAAUGGGAGACAUAUGGAGCAUCAUUUGAUCGAUCUUGCAAUUUUGCAUCUGGUCUUGCCAAAUUAGGCCACAGCACUGGCAGCCGUGCUGCAAUUUUUUCAGAUACUAGGGCAGAGUGGGUUCUCGCAUUUCAGGGAUGCUUCCGUCAAAAUAUAACAGUUGUAACAAUCUAUGCAUCUCUAGGUGAGGAUGCACUUAUCCACUCUCUUAAUGAGACUCAAGUGUCAGUUCUGAUAUGUGAUUCAAAGCAAAUGAAGAAACUACAAGCAACAAGCUCAAGCUUAGAGAGCAUAGAAACUGUCAUUUAUUUUGAAGAUGAGCCAUUUGAUUCCGCUGUCAAAGAUAACAUGAACAAAUGGAAAGUUCUAUCAUUUAAUGAAGUUGAGGGAAUUGGGAAAGAAAACCCUGCUGCUCCCUCACUACCUUCAAGCACUGAUGUCGCUGUCAUCAUGUAUACAAGUGGAAGCACUGGCCUUCCUAAGGGAGUCAUGAUUACUCAUGGAAACAUAGUGGCUACUGCAGCAGCAGUUACCACCAUCGUUCCAAGGAUAGGAAAUGGUGAUAUUUACUUGGCAUACUUGCCCCUGGCUCAUGUUUUUGAACUAGCAGCUGAGGCUGUAAUGAUGACGUCAGGUGUUGCGAUAGGCUAUGGAUCGCCAUUGACCUUGACUGACACGUCAAAUAAGAUCAAGAAAGGAACACAAGGUGAUGCCUCUAUGUUAAGCCCAACCCUUAUGACAGCCGUUCCUGCAAUUCUAGACCGUGUUCGGGAUGGAGUUCUGAAGAAGAUUGAUGAGAAGGGUGGAAUAUCCAAGAAGCUCUUUAACUUCGUAUACAAACGUCGGCUUACGGCAGUUGAAGGGAAUUAUUGGCUUGGAGCCUGGGGGAUAGAAAGAAUUUUGUGGGAUUCUAUUAUUUUUAAACCGAUACGUUCAAUUCUUGGAGGACAACUGCGGUUCGUUCUUUGUGGCGGAGCUCCUUUAUCUAGUGAUACACAGAGAUUCGUCAAUAUAUGCAUGGGGAUUCCGGUAGGUCAAGGCUAUGGACUAACGGAAACAUGUGCCGGAGCUUGUUUUUCUGAACAUGAUGACCCAAGCGUAGGCCGUGUCGGUCCCCCCAUUCCAUGUUCCUAUAUUAAGCUAGUGUCGUGGGAGGAAGGUGGCUACAGAAUUUCAGAUUCCCCUAUGCCACGAGGUGAAAUUAUAGUCGGUGGAUUCAGUGUAACUAUGGGGUACUUUAAAAAUGAUGAAAAGACCAAUGAGGUUUACAAAGUAGAUGAAAGAGGGAUUCGAUGGUUUUACACAGGAGAUAUUGGGCAGUUUCACCCUGAUGGAUGCCUUGAAAUCAUUGACAGAAAAAAGGAUAUUGUGAAGCUUCAGCAUGGAGAAUACAUCUCUCUUGGAAAGAUUGAGGCAGCAUUGGCAUCAAGCAAAUACGUAGACAACAUUAUGGUCCAUGCUGAUCCUUUCCAUAACUUCUGUGUGGCGUUGGUUGUGCCCUCUCAGAAGGCAGUCGAAGCGUGGGCCAAGAAUUCUGGUGUCCAAUUCAAAGAUUUUCCAGAACUUUGUCAGAAAGAUGAAGUUAUCAAUGAAGUCCUGCAAUCGCUUGUGAAGGCAGCUAAAGUAAUGAAGCUCGACAAGUUUGAAAUACCUGCAAAAAUUACCUUGCUGCCAGAUCCAUGGACUCCAGAAAUAGGACUGGUAACUGCUGCCCUUAAGUUAAAGAGGGAGCAACUGAAGGCAAAAUUCAAACAUGAGCUCCAAAAGCUUUAUGAAUGAAACUGAAGGCGAAGAUCGAGGGAACAACUACUGAAAGCAAAAAAAUUACCUUGCUGGCAUUUCUAUUACUGGUUUUUCUUUUCUUUUCUUUUCUUUCCAUUUCUUUCAUCUUGCCCUUUCUUCCAAACAUUUCUGGAGACAUGCUUCUGCGGAAAUAAGCAAUAUAUUGGUUUUCUUUACUUACGGUUGGUGUGUACACGAUUAACAAAAUAAGUUAUGCCGAAGAUAAUGCAUUAGUUUUGUGGAAAUUGUUGGUUAACCUUCUGGCCGAAGAAAAAUUGCACAAACAAAUAUGAUGAAA
Asparagus officinalis (garden asparagus) is the source of this 2607-nucleotide messenger RNA. RefSeq names its product long chain acyl-CoA synthetase 8. NCBI's taxonomy places the organism in Eukaryota, Viridiplantae, Streptophyta, Magnoliopsida, Asparagales, Asparagaceae. The record is from RefSeq and is a predicted model, not a curated record. Gene Ontology annotation, molecular function: long-chain fatty acid-CoA ligase activity. The coding region runs from base 117 to 2306 and encodes 729 amino acids. Gene Ontology annotation, cellular component: membrane; endoplasmic reticulum. The transcript has 12 exons.